This is a messenger RNA of Mycotypha africana, 1686 nucleotides long. RefSeq lists its product as uncharacterized. The record is from RefSeq and is a predicted model, not a curated record. NCBI's taxonomy places the organism in Eukaryota, Fungi, Mucoromycota, Mucoromycetes, Mucorales, Mycotyphaceae. Gene Ontology annotation, molecular function: small GTPase binding. The coding region runs from base 1 to 1686 and encodes 561 amino acids. Gene Ontology annotation, biological process: vesicle-mediated transport. Gene Ontology annotation, cellular component: membrane; Golgi apparatus. The transcript has 4 exons.
AUGACAAAGAACAAUAGUUACAACGUGCUUGUGGACAUGGGGCAAGACAAUGCCUAUUCACAGCCAGCCACCAUUGAAAGUGAUGGAUUAGAAUUUCAAGACAAUUCACCGUCUCAUACUUCUCCUCCUCCUCCUCCUCCUCCUCCUCCUCCCUCAACAUCAGCACAACAUAACAUGAGCAACAGCAACUUUUACAACGACGCAUCGCCUCGUGCGAAACGGCCUCUUUGGUCUCUUGACUUUUACUCUCAAUUCUUUGACGUAGACACGACUCAGGUCUUGGAGCGAUGUCUCAAGUCCAUGUACCCUCGAGGCGAUUUCGCUCAAGACACACUCAACCAUCAGCCCGACCUCUAUGGUCCCUUUUGGAUUCCCACUUCAGUUGUCUUUACCGUCUUUGUAUGCUCCUCACUGGCAGGCUCCUUAGCCGCCUAUAUUGCAGACAGAGAGUUCUUUUACGACUUUAAUUUAUUAGGCUUUUCAGUAGGUGUCGUUUAUCUCUAUGCCUUUUUAUGUCCCGUGGUCUUCUGGGCCUGCACCAAGUGGUUUAAAUGCGACCCGAACCUGUUGGAAAUUAUCAACUAUUAUGGUUAUGGAUUGACCAUUUGGAUACCUGUAUCGAUGGCACCUACAUUCACUUCUAACCGUCAAAAGAAAAUAUGGGAAAAGCAGCGAAAGGAUCUGGAAGAGAAAAAAAAAAAUGCUAAAACAUACGUCAAUCAGACACCAUUUCGUUACAUGGAACGCAAUUUCAAAUCGAUUGUUCCUCCACCCGAUUUCAGUCAAGUUGUCGAUUUCAGUAAAGGCAUCAACUUUGCUGAGCAAGGUGUGACAGCCGUCUCUUUGUCACAAGAUCUCAAGCAGUUGUCGCCCCUCUUUGGCGACCCAGCUAAUGACAACGAACCCUGCACCAACGACGAUCCAUCAGCAGCACAAGCCUAUAUCAUUAAGAGUGUGCCAGGACUCAUCAUUAUACCACAAGCUUUUACACCGAAAGCGCAACGUCAUCUUAUUAAAGAAUGCCUAAGGAAUUAUCCUAGAGCACCCAAUACAUCGAAUUUACAUACACAUUAUCAUGUGCCUGAGGAAGGCAUAUGGCCCCUCUUUGAAAAACAAGUCAAAGGCACAUUAAAGCCUUCCGAUCCUCAAUUUUAUGUUGCCAAAAAGGCCGUGGUCGACAGUGAGGACGACCAUCACGAUGAUGACACCUCUUCUGACGACGAACAUGAACAUGACAAAACAAACAACAACAACAACAACAACACGUGUGCCAUGAACGCACCGACGGCUUGCUCAGACGACUUUAAACCUAUCAUUGACGGUCCUAAACCAGAUCCUCUGCCAGCUCCUGGUGUUCCCUUGCUGCCUCCCUCUGUUCUCGUACGCAAAAUACGUUGGAUCACCCUAGGUUACCAAUACCAUUGGCCCACAAAGACCUAUCAUCUAGACCGUCGAUACCCUUUCCCACCCGAGAUUGCAGAGAUUACAAAGGCCGUUGUGACAGCUUGUGAAAACGUCGGUGGCAAAAAGGAAGACGGCACAGACGAAUGGAGAAAUACAUAUAAAGGAAGCGAUUUUGAGGCAGAAGCAGGUGUGGUGAACUAUUAUCAGUUUAGGGAUACAUUAAUGGGACAUGUGGAUCGUAGUGAGCUCAACAUGGACGCUCCCUUAGUCUCUAUCAGGUAA